AUUUGAAUCUAGCAGUCUGGAAAGAGGGGCAGAUAUGAAGAAGUCUCACCGCACAAAUGUCCUGGUAACGUCCUGUCUGAAGACGCCGGUGGACCCGCACACGAAAGUCCCGUUAGCUCAGUAUGAGAGGGAGCGAUCACUGCCGCGUGCGCCUGCGCUAACGGACAACAGGCACUAUGAAAAAGAGAUGGAGUAUGACUCUGGAUCUGAGCUGGCGACUGAUGACCUUCCUGCUAAAGACAGCAGUGCACUGCUGAUCAAAGACUACCGCGUGACGGGCGAUCACAUCGAUCUUAGGGAGUUCUACUUCUCGAACCAAGAGUACUACCGUAAACUAGAGCAGCUGAAGAAGGCUCAUCUCCAAACGAUGGCUGAACUCGAACUCAUGUAUCGCAAGAAACUGGACCUCAAGGGGGUGAGCGCUGCGGACAACACCGAUCGGACCAAUCUUUCCCCACAAGGCAGGAGUCCAGCGAUAACCAGCAAUCUGAAAAAAGCCCGGUCUGCUCUGGAGCUGUGGCGAAAUUCAGAUCUUUCUGACCUGUAUGAUGAAGAGUGCACUGCUGACAAUGGCAACACCGAAAAAGGCCUUCUAAUCUCGCCCAAGGAGCACAUCAAGAACAUGUGGCAGGACUUCAGUGUGAGUAAGCUUUCUCCGCCUCAAUGGCACCCACAUUCAUCCUCACUGCAAAGCUUACCUGCUGACUGCCAGGCCGCCAGCAAACCCAAAGGUAGGAUCAAGGGUCAUCGGCUAAAAAAACGCAAGCAAAACAUAGAUGAGGAUUGGCAUCCGAGAGUAACAGUCCCCAAGCCUUUCCAGAUGACCCUUCGUGAGGCGGAACUCCGCAAGAAGGGCAUAAAAUCACGCUCGGAGAUCGAACAAGAGAACGCGGAUCUCCGACGCCAGGUGGAGGAGCUUACCGAGUGCCAGAGGAAGUUCCGCGCCAGUCCGGCGCCUGCGCACGUGCGUCUCCCACUAUACGAGGAGCUGCAGGAGCGUGACGAAGAGCGCCGACGGCUCCAUCGUGAGAUGGAGCAGCAGCGUCUCCACACUUCACAAAGACCCUUUAGUUUCCUGGAGCGUGAACGGCUGAAGAAAGAACAGAAGGAGGCCAAGCUUCGUGAGCAAAUGCUCAAACUUGACAGAGAGGAAGAGGAAAGGAGGAAAUGCCCGUUCAAGGCCAAACCCGUCCCACGGGCGGUCAAGGAGGCCGCAUCAGGUGAGCAGCAGAAGGAGGAGGAGCUCUACAGGGCCAUCAAGAUGCAAAUGCGGGCGAGAGAGUUGCUUCACAGCGCGUCCAUGCCUCCUAGCAUGCUUGCACGGCAGCUUAGUGAGAAACAGGUGCAGAAAACUGCCCAGGAUGACGAGCAAACACACCGACCCAAAAUUAACACCGAAGUUCCAGACUUCGACGGCAGCUACAGGAGGUUUCGGAAGCAGCUGGCGAAGCACAAAGAAGUGCGGCCUGUGACGGCGUGCGAACCCUUCCAGCUGCGCACGGCUAACAUAGCCUCGCACAAAGAGCGCAUCAUGGCGGAUAUCGAGGCAGAAAUCAAGAGCCCAAGACCGUUACGCUGGCCGUUCAUGACCCCGCCUGCCCUCUCACCCAGAACGCCCUCGUCAUCCCUAUGCUCCUCGCUGUCUGGAAGCCAAGAAUGCUUGUCCGCUAAGAUCACAGAUGCAGCCAAGAAACGGCAAGAAGCUGUGAGAAAAGUUCUUGAGCAGAGAAAGCGGGCAGAAGAAGAAGAGGAGAAAUGGAAGGAGAAGCAAAAACAGAGAGAGAAGAGACUACAAAAAGUGAUCACAAGGCGAGCCCAUGCAAAUGACCCACAUGUGGCCCUGGCCCAGACAUGCCAGUCUAAACUAAAAGAGUUCAGGAAACAACAUCUUCAGAGACAAAAAGAGUAUGAGGAGGAAAUGAGAGAAAUCCAGAAAAGAGUGAAGGGAAGGCCUCUAUUACUGGAGCAGGUAGCACAGAUGAAUGCUAAGAGAGCAGCAGAAAAGCUCUACUCUGCCACUUUGCAUGGAUGUGGUCUAAGUGAAUCCUUUAUCAGCAGUAAAGCUCCUAAAGGCUUGAAACACAGACAGACUCCGAGCCCCACCCACUCUGGCAGCCAAACUCCACCCACAUACAGAAAUGUAGAUAAUGAGGAGCUUCCAGACUUGCAGGAUUCUCUUCUCGAUGACUACGCUGAUGAUUAUGAGGAGUAUGACCAUGACAUGGAGGAAGGACACAUAGAAACAGAUGAGGAUGAGAAACACAAUGAAUGUCAUGAUAGUAAUGGGGAGGAGGCCAAUGAUGAAGGACACUCCUAUCAUGAUGAGCUGGAUUUUGAUGAUGAUGAACAGGAUGAGCGUUAUAAAGAUGAUGACAUCAGCAGUAAGCACAGCCAGAGCAGCAAGGGUAGUGAAAGUAAAAACAGUCACGAUAGCGACAGGAGCAGAACAGGUAGCGUUAAUUAGUCAAGUGACAAAGAAAAAUGAGAAGAUCAGAAAAGUGAAGAGAGAACUGGUAUAUUUAAUUCAUAUUUAAUUUGUGUUUUUAAACCAAGCAAACCUCAGUAGCAAACUGUUGUUGGACAUGUGUAAGAGUGAGAAUCUCACAAACAUUGUUGAAGGGUUAGUUCACCCAAAAAAUGAAAAUUCUGUCAUCAUUUAUUGGUGAAAACAAAAGAUAUGUUGAAGAAUGCUGAAAUCCAGUUUCUGAUCCCUAUUGACUUUAAUGGUAUUUUUGUCUGUAUAAUGGAACAUUAUGUGUUACUUCUAUGUUCCACAGAAAAAAUAAAACUCAUACAGGUUUUGAGACAACUUGAGGGUAAAAAAAUUAAUUUUGGGUGAACUAUCCCUUUAAGAACAUGUCCAGGUCACAUUUCACCAUAAUAUAUAAAUAAAUAAAUAAAUAAAUAGAUAAUAGAGAGCACUGAUAAUCACUAUUACAA
Molecule: messenger RNA, 2940 nt
Organism: Labeo rohita (rohu)
Lineage: Eukaryota; Metazoa; Chordata; Actinopteri; Cypriniformes; Cyprinidae
Gene: fam161a
Product: FAM161 centrosomal protein A
Exons: 7
Coding region: 35-2464 (809 amino acids)
Biological process (GO): cilium organization
Cellular component (GO): cilium
Source: RefSeq, a predicted model, not a curated record